Molecule: messenger RNA, 846 nt
Organism: Danaus plexippus (monarch butterfly)
Lineage: Eukaryota; Metazoa; Arthropoda; Insecta; Lepidoptera; Nymphalidae
Product: hemoglobin-3-like
Exons: 4
Coding region: 244-762 (172 amino acids)
Biological process (GO): oxygen transport
Cellular component (GO): hemoglobin complex; extracellular region
Molecular function (GO): oxygen binding; heme binding; iron ion binding
Source: RefSeq, a predicted model, not a curated record
CCCACCCUGACUCCGACUGGAAUGCACGUAGACCGUCACAUCCGAGACAAAAACCGGUAAAACUUUACAAAUAAAAUUAAUUGAAUGUUUCCCUUCAACAGUACCCGUGCCUUAUAGAAUGUGCAUCGUGUCUACUUCCCUAGUAUCUGAUGUGUUUGUAGUGCAUUUAUAUGACUGCAUUAUGAGUUGAGCUAGCAUCAACGCUCGGACUGUCCAAAUUAAACGCGUAUGUAAAAGAUUGAAAUGGGUAGUUGGCUGACAUACCUCUGGUGGGGCGGAGACCCAGAUCUGGUAAAUCCUUUAUCAGGUCUGACGAAGCGUGAGGUGUACGCCAUCCAGCAGUCGUGGGCUCCAGUCUAUAGCAACUCUAUAGCCAAUGGAACUGAACUCCUCAAACGGUUAUUCCGAGCAUACCCAGAAACUAAGGAGUUUUUCAAAAUGGUGAGGAAAUCUUCUGAAGACGAAUUCAUAGGAAAUCCACAAUUCAGAGCGCACGUGAUAAAUUUAAUGAGUUCAUUGAACCUGGCUGUUGGCAAUCUCAAUCAGCCCGAAGUCGUUUCGGCCAUGAUGAACAAACUGGGAGAGUCACAUGGCAGAAGAAAAAUACAGGAAAAACACUUUCAUGACUUGAAAGACGUUAUAGUCAAAAUGUUUAUAGAAGUAUUGAAACUGGAUGGCACUACACUGAAUGCGUGGGGAAAAGCUGUUGAUUUCUGGUACAAACACAUCUUCGAAACGUUGAAACAAGCCGAGAUAAGAUAACCUUCAGUAUCAUAGGAAUAGAGUUAGUUUAACACCAAAUAUACCUAGUUAUAGUAACUCAUAUAAUUAUAAAUAUUUUCUCAA